AUGGAGCAUUUUAUCCCGAGAUCUGAGCCACUGACAUCUUACCUGUGUUCAGUCAGAAAAUCUCUUCCGACAUAUCAAGCUGACUGUGGCCCUGUGAUUUGCAUAGCUGGAAUGAUCCAUGCUGUCUAUUUGGGCCAGCUUUCAAUAUUGCAAGAAAAGAUUGACCAUUUGGAGCGUUUGCUCGCUGAGAACAACGAGAUCAUCUCAAACAUCAGAGACUCAGUCAUCAACCUGAGCGAGUCUGUGGAGGACGGCCCGCGGGGGUCACCAGGCAACGCCAGCCAAGGCUCCAUCCACCUCCACUCGUCACAGUUGGCCCUUCAGGCUGACCCCAGAGACUGUUUGUUUGCUUCACAGAGUGGGAGUCAGCCCCGGGAUGUGCAGAUGUUGGAUGUUUACGAUCUGAUCCCUUUUGAUAAUCCAGAUGGUGGAGUUUGGAAGCAAGGAUUUGACAUUAAGUAUGAAGCGGAUGAGUGGGACCAUGAGCCCCUGCAAGUGUUUGUGGUGCCUCACUCCCAUAAUGACCCAGGUUGGUUGAAGACUUUCAAUGACUACUUUAGAGACAAGACUCAGUAUAUUUUUAAUAACAUGGUCCUAAAGCUGAAAAAAGACUCAAGCAGGAAGUUUAUGUGGUCUGAGAUCUCUUACCUUGCAAAAUGGUGGGAUAUUAUAGAUAUUCCGAAGAAGGAAGCUGUUAAAAGUUUACUACAGAAUGGUCAGCUGGAAAUUGUGACCGGCGGCUGGGUUAUGCCUGAUGAAGCCACUCCACAUUAUUUUGCCUUAAUUGACCAACUAAUUGAAGGGCACCAAUGGCUGGAAAAGAAUCUAGGAGUGAAACCUCGAUCGGGCUGGGCCAUAGAUCCCUUUGGUCAUUCACCCACAAUGGCUUAUCUUCUAAAGCGUGCUGGAUUUUCACACAUGCUCAUCCAGAGAGUCCAUUAUGCAAUCAAAAACCACUUCUCUUUGCAUAAAACGCUGGAGUUUUUCUGGAGACAGAAUUGGGAUCUUGGAUCUGCUACAGAUAUUUUGUGCCAUAUGAUGCCCUUCUACAGCUACGACAUCCCUCACACCUGUGGGCCUGAUCCUAAAAUAUGCUGCCAGUUUGAUUUUAAACGGCUUCCUGGAGGCAGAUAUGGUUGUCCCUGGGGAGUUCCCCCAGAAGCAAUAUCUCCUGGAAAUGUCCAAAGCAGGGCUCAGAUGCUAUUGGAUCAGUACCGGAAAAAGUCAAAACUUUUCCGCACUAAAGUUCUUCUGGCUCCACUGGGAGACGAUUUUCGGUUCAGUGAAUACACAGAGUGGGAUCUGCAGUGCAGGAACUACGAGCAACUGUUCAGUUACAUGAACUCGCAGCCUCAUAUGAAAGUGAAGAUCCAGUUUGGAACCUUGUCAGAUUAUUUCGACGCAUUGGAGAAAGCCGUGGCAGCCGAGAAGAAGAGUAGCCAGUCUGUGUUCCCUGCCCUGAGUGGAGACUUCUUCACGUACGCUGACCGAGACGACCAUUACUGGAGUGGCUACUUCACGUCCAGACCUUUCUACAAACGAAUGGACAGAAUAAUGGAAUCUCGU
Messenger RNA from Mus caroli (Ryukyu mouse), 1566 nucleotides. RefSeq names its product alpha-mannosidase 2-like. Gene Ontology annotation, biological process: N-glycan processing; protein deglycosylation; mannose metabolic process. Gene Ontology annotation, cellular component: Golgi membrane. The record is from RefSeq and is a predicted model, not a curated record. Gene Ontology annotation, molecular function: alpha-mannosidase activity; carbohydrate binding. Lineage: Eukaryota; Metazoa; Chordata; Mammalia; Rodentia; Muridae.